UCUUACGUUUCAUACCCAAUUUCAUUCCUCAAUUUUCUCUGCACACAAUCAGCCAAGCAUAUCUCCUCAGUCUUUCCUUCAUCUCUUGAUUCUCUGACAGCCGUUUGUUACCAUCAUCGUCAGUAUGCUGUCAAUACGACCUACAAGAAGAUUCAUCAUCUCCAGGAUAAUUUAAAAUGACAGAGCCUUCUAAAGUCAUUCACGUUCGGAAUGUUGGUCACGAGAUUUCGGAGAUUGAUGUUACGCUCUCUGAUGGAACAUUGGCCAGAUCUGCAGUACCAGUGGUGCUUCAACAGCUAUAUAUGAAGCCCUAGAAUUAAGAGAUGGAGGUUCUGACUAGCUAGGAAAGGUGUCUUGAAGGCUGUUGAGAAUGUCAACUCAAUAAUCGGACCUUCCUUAAUUGGAAAGAGCAAACAAAAAUUGACAACUUGAUGGUUCAAGAACUUGAUGGAACUGUAAAUGAAUGGGGUUGGUGCAAACAGAAGCUUGGAUCAAAUGCUAUACUAGCAGUCUCACUUGUUGUGUGUAAAGCAGGACCUUCAGUCAAAAAAAUCCCUCUCUAUAAGGAGUUCAUGAUUCUCCCUAUUGGAGCUUCUUCUUUCAAGGAAGCCAUUAAAAUGGGUGUGGAAGUAUAA
Molecule: messenger RNA, 635 nt
Organism: Lactuca virosa
Lineage: Eukaryota; Viridiplantae; Streptophyta; Magnoliopsida; Asterales; Asteraceae
Source: the annotation of a GenBank genome assembly